Messenger RNA from Magallana angulata, 1040 nucleotides. Its product is annotated as UDP-N-acetylglucosamine transferase subunit ALG13 homolog. Gene Ontology annotation, biological process: dolichol-linked oligosaccharide biosynthetic process. Gene Ontology annotation, molecular function: hexosyltransferase activity. Bases 130 to 1011 code for a protein of 293 amino acids. The record is from RefSeq and is a predicted model, not a curated record. Gene Ontology annotation, cellular component: mitochondrion. Lineage: Eukaryota; Metazoa; Mollusca; Bivalvia; Ostreida; Ostreidae. The transcript has 2 exons.
AGUACCCUGGUGGACACCCUUCACUCCAUGGAUUUCUCCUCACUGAAGCCGUUCCCUCCCGGUCAGCCACACAAGUUUGGUCAGUUUAUGGAUCGUCUGUUCAACAUCAAUAACUAGCAACACAGCAUCAUGACCCUGUCUUUGAGGUAUCUUUGUGUGGUGGAGAGACGAAUCAUUUCCUCCAUUUAUACACAACACCAAACUGUCAGGAGAAACCACUGCAGCCAAGCAGUCAGAGAUAGUGAAUAUAAAUUGUUUGGUCACCAAAGAGUUGUGAACAGUGUUUGUCACUCUAAGGCUAUGGUGAGGAAUACAAAAAAUAUUUUGGAUCUUCUUCGAAAAUCAUUUACAACAGAUGUAAGGCUGCAUUGUAAAACAGGGAAAUCAGGAACCCCACAUAGUGGGGAAACCACAGGAACCACCCAGGGUGGGGAAAUCACAGGAACCACCCAGGGUGGAGCCACCCAGGGAGGGGAAAGUCAAACUGAGUCAAAUAGGGAGGUGGUCUCUACGGACGAUCAGGACAGAGAGGUGGGACGUCCUAAGCUCGAGUACAAAUGUAUCUAUUUCUUUCCUCCCAUUAACAUCAUAAGAAUCGUGCAGAGAUUUCAAUUGUUGGUGUAUUCCACUCUGUUUCCAACGGCGGUGGCUUAUCUCUGUACGGUUCCCGCGGCGUCGUACAUGAUGAUGGGUUUCGUGGUGACUAACGUGAUGUUGAUGCCGCUGGUUUUCUACAUGAUGCCGCGCAUGAUAGGAAGCAUGUUCGUGGGAGGGGUGGGUGAUGUUGUAGACACUCUCCAAGUGUCGCGGCUGUCUUUCUUUGGAAACAGGAAGGAUUCAUUUUAUAAGAUAGAGAAUGUGAAGCCUCUGUCAGAAGUUUCUCAUGUAAAUUUAGUGUACUCAAAGUUUGAACUUUAUAACAAGAAAGAAAAACUCUAUUUAUUUCAUUCUUACUCUCAAGUACUUGAUAAGGAACUGUAUGAAAUUAUAUUUGGUAGAAUGAAUGAAUAAAAUAGUUGGAUAAACCCAUCUUUUUCACA